Molecule: messenger RNA, 6163 nt
Organism: Chlamydomonas reinhardtii
Lineage: Eukaryota; Viridiplantae; Chlorophyta; Chlorophyceae; Chlamydomonadales; Chlamydomonadaceae
Exons: 19
Coding region: 463-5136 (1557 amino acids)
Source: RefSeq, a predicted model, not a curated record
CGCCACUUAUUGUAUAUGUUAUUUGCGAUGUAUUUGGGCAAUAGCGCUUGACAGCAGGAUUAAACGUGCUCUUCGAGGCUCAAGUCGCGAAAUUGACCGAUGCCAACAUCCUGCAUAGGCGUUGUUUUCGGGCGUUAUCGAUUGCUGUCAAUACAAAUAUAUGCAUAGGUGUAAUCGGCUACUUUCUGGCCUGAUAUGAAGUGUCCUGACGAACGCGACAUAGAACGUCGGCCCCGGCUCGAUUUAGUGCCAGCAUAGGUAUAAGAUGCUAUAGGAACUGGAAUUGGUCUGGGGACACGACCGGCCCCUGGGGCCGCGCGCGCGUGGGACCGCUUGGCCCUACCCCUCAAGCCGCCACCCCAAACCCAACCCAUACCCUCAGCCGCCGCGCGCAACACCAGCACGGGCCCGCUGUUCACCACCUACUUGGAGCGCGAGUGGCUGGAGGCGCUUGAGCACUACAUGGAGGACUGGGUCGCGCAGUGCCCGGCCGGCGCACACGUGGUCGCCUUCCGCGGCCGCGCCUGGAGCACGGAGGACUACCGGCCCUGGGGCGCCACAGAGCCGGGGCUGCUGACCACGGACUUCGUGCUCAUCUGCAGCGACGGCACGCAGCUGCCCAUAGGCCGACCCACUGCGCCGUACACGUACGAGCACCUCACGGCCUACCCGGUGGUGAAGGAUGGGUGGAUUCCCAGCCGCUCCGGCAUUGAGAAGCUCAUUCGCCAGACCGGCGACCCAAACACGCCGCCCAAGCGCUUCACCUCGUUCGGCCUGGACUGGACGGAGCCCAAGUGUGCGGGCGGCUACACAGCCGCCCGCGCACAGGCGCACGGCGGCGAUGCUGGCAACGGCAUCGGCAAGCCGCUGCAGCUGUUCUUCCGCUGCAACGGCACGGGCGCCUACACCACCUUCACCGCCGGCAUCGGCCUCACCACGUUCAACCCCUUCCUCGGUCCCGACAAUUACAACCCAAACUGGUGGCACUUCACGCUGCAGCCCGGUGUGCCCACCACCACCAGCCGCACCAUCCCCGGCCUCACCCAGAUGCAGAGCAAGGCGCAGCUGGAGGACAUGCCCGGGUACCGCACCUGCCCGCCUGGCCAGGUUCUGUCGGGCCUGCGCGGCAACCGCCUGGCGCCGCCGCUGGUGGACUGGGUCAAGGCGACCACCGAAAUACGCGACUUCAUGUCGCCCGAGGGAUACCUCAUAAACCCGGGUUACACCGUCCUGCUCAGCGUGCUGGAUGUCUACUGCACCGACGCGCCUGCAGCAGCUGCAGCCGGGCCCAAGCCUGUCGCGCCGGCACCAGCGGGCAGCCCGGGUGGGGAGCUCGCCCGCAUUCCCAGCGUGCCGCCUUCGGCACGAACCCUGGAGCACACGGUCCUCAACACCACCAGCACGCGCCUCGCCUGCGGCAAGGCCGCGGUCAUCUCAGGCAUCGCGGCCGCCCAGGCCGGGCCCUAUGGGCUGGACAUGUCCAUCAUCGGCAUCCGCUGCUCCGACGGCACCUCGGAGUUCCAGGGCACGCUGGCUGCGGACCGCGCCUCCGCCUCCACCUCCGCCGCCUCUACCUCCGAGCCGUCCUCGCUGUUCGUGGACAACCCCUGCAUCACGGGCUUUGACGCCGUGAGGCCCAUCGGUGGCCAGGGCAUUGGACUGGACAAGUACGAGGGAGGCCAGCCGGUGCUGGGUGUGGGCGUGGGCGCGGUGGCGGUGCGCUGCUCCCGCUCGAUCAGCACGGACGCCGGCGGCAACCGGCGCGGCAGCCCCUGGACGCGCAUGGGGCCGCAGGUGCUGACCAACACCACGUACGGCCAGCCCGGCCUCGUGUACAGCCUGACGGAGGCCAGCGUGAACACGCCGGAUGCGGCGUGCCCAGGGGGCCAGGUCAUCACCGCCAUCAACGUGACGGUCGCCACCGUGCGUGUCACCUUCCUGCGGCCCGAGCUGAACCUCACCCUGGAUGACUACCAGUACAAGAACGAGAGCCGGGUGGUGACGGUGGUGACGGACCUGGCCUUCUUCUGCGGGCCCGUGCCCACGCCUGACCCGGACCGAUCCCUGUACGACAUCACAGUGAGGUACGGCAUCUCGCUUAACGACCUGCUCGCCGCGAACCCCAAGGCCAAGCUCGACGUGUCGCUACCCAUCGCCGCCUACAACGGCACUACCCUGGUCAUCCCGCAGCUGUGCGGCGCGCCCGCGGUCAAGCCGCCUGUCAGCACGAUCGCGGCCGGCUGCCCACGCUGGUGGCCGUUCCCAAACACCACCGUCACGGGCGCCGAGACGUGCGGCUCCGUGUCGAUGUCCAUGAAAAUCCCGCUGCCCACCCUCAACAGCAUGAACGACGGCAAAUGCCCCAACGCGGCCACGGUCAUCAACAGGGGAACACGGCUCUGCGUUGCGCCGCCGGCGUCCACUGCCUCAGCCAGCAACUUCUUCGGCACAGCCUCUGUGGGCCGCCGCCGCCGCCAGCUAUCGCAGGAGGGCGAGGGCGACGGCACUGCCGACGGCACCGGUGGCGCCACAAAUGUGCCUGCUGAGGGGGAUGGCCUUGCAGUGGAGGGGCCUGAGCAGCAGAGCCCUGCGGUCGACGUGGUCCCAGUCGAGGCGCCCGUGCCCUCGCCUGCUGCAGAGACGCCUGCUGCACAGGGGCCGGAAGUGGAGGGACCGUCACCGGUUGAACGUGGCGGGGAUCCGGCGGCGACUGUGUCGCCUCAACCUUCGGAGGGCCAGGCGCACGCACCGACAUCAGCGGGAGACCAAGCGCCGGCAGCAGACCACUCGCCGGCGGUCGAGCCGGCGCCGUCGGGGGACGACACGCCGUCAUCAGGAAGCGAGCCGGCGGCCUCUGGUGGCGGUGCUUCGGUACAGCAGGGGGAUACGCAGGAUGAGGAGGGCAGUGUUGGGGCUGACGCGCCGCCGCCGCCGGCACCGGAGGGCGCCGCGCCGCACGCACACACGCCGGCGGCCUACGGGCCGGCCGGGUCGGCUCCCACGACGCUGGGCGCAGCGGCAGGCGACGUGACGGAGAACGCGCCGCCGCCGGACGCCUACCCUGCUGGGGAUGGCAUCAGCGGCAGCUCUGGCGGCGGCGGUGGUGGGCUCGGUGGCGGGGCCUCGCCUGCGACCGCCGAUGAGGUGGACACGCGGUGCCUGCAGAACUACACGGUCGCGCUUGGCGACACCUGCGAGCUGAUUGGCGCCGUGUUUGACCUGAGCUUCAAACAAAUCAUGGCCCUCAACAAAGGCUUCCGGUGCUCCAACCUGGCAGUGGGCAUGGAACUGUGUGUGGAGCGCAAGUCCCUCCAAGGCGCCCUGUCGCCGCCGCCUCCUGCCCCUCCCCACCUCUCACCGCCGGUGGCUCCCCCGCACCCGCCUUUACCUCCCGCCCCGCCGCCUCGCCCGCCCUCUCCUCCCGCUCCACCGCCAAAGCCGCCAGCCCCGCAGUCGCCGCGGCCGCCCAGCCCGCGUCCGUCCCCACCACCGCCACUCCCACCUCGCCCGCCUCGGCCGCCGCCCCCAGCCCCUAGGACGCCGCUACGCAAGCCCUCCCCCCCUCCGCGCCCCUCGCCGCCGCCCCCUAGCCCGCCUCGCUUACCACCAUCGCCGCGGCCUCCACCUCCAAACCCGACGCCCCUGCCUCCCCGCCCGCCUGCCUUCGACGACGCGUCCGACUGCCACUCCGUCGCCGACCGCAACGGCGGCCGCAGCCCCUGCGGCCCCGAGCCCGUCAACCACUGCAUCGACACGCCGCCCUCCGGCUACACCUGCAGCUGCGGCGAGCGCUUCUGGCCAUCCGUGGACGGCCGCGCCUGCGUGGAGCGGACCAACGUGGCGUUCCUGGCGCCCACCUACUCCAGCUCGCAGCUCCGGGGCGCGACCGACACAGACGUGGAUGCUCGCUUCAGCCCGAGGUGGGUGGCGGACGGCGCCACCGUCAGUGUGUCAAAGUACGUGGCCAGCGGCUACUUCUCCAGCAGCCGCGGCGACGCCCAGCCCUGGGUGUCCAUCGGCCUCCGGGGCACCUACCUGGUCACCCAGGUGCGGGUGGUCAUCCGGCCCGGCCCGGGCGUCCGGCGGCUGCGCAACGCCGAGGUGCGUGUGGGCGCCACGCCCAUCACCUCCCCUCAGGACACGCCGCUGCUGCCCCGGAACGCGCUGUGCGGCCCGCCGCUGCUGCCUUCCAGCCAGUACGACGGCAAAGCUGCAGAUAUGCCCGAGCGGCACUGGCUGGACUGCACGCGCAGCGGCUCGCGGCCGCCGCUGGCGGGCAGCUGGGUGACGGUGCAGAACCUGCACCCGGAUGGGGAGAUGCUGCAGCUCAUGGAGGUGGAGGUGUAUGCGGACCCGGCUUGGCGCGCGCUGCCGCCCUCGCCGCCCGCCAGCCCGCCGCCGCUCGCCGCACCCGACGUGCUGCCCACGCAGGAGCUGCCCCGGCCGCGCAAGUCACCAGGCCACCCGCCGCCGCCGGGCGUUUCGCCUCCCCCGCCCUGGCCGCCCGGUGAGCGGCUCGUCUUCGAGCCGCUGCCGCUGUACCGCGUCACGGAGCGCGGCAAGCGCCUGCCCCUUGUGUACGUGUACUCCUCCGCCGCCUCGGACCGCGUGGCGGACUGCGCGGUGGAUGGGCGGCGCGUGGCGCCGCUGAAACCCAAGGGCAAACUGGGCGGCGGGUGCCUGUUCGACACGAUUACGAACGGCUCCAACCCCGCCUUCCUCACGAUUGAGCUGGGCUACGACACGCCGCGGAACGUCAGCCACGUGCGGUUGUUUAACCGGGUGGGCGGCAACCCACGUGUCGCGCUGGAGUCCGGGCUGGAGGGCGCGGAGGUGUGGGUGCUGCGCACCGGCGCGGUGACGGGCGCGCAGGUGAAUCAGUUGCUGGAUGACCCGGACGCCUACGGCGCGGUGCGGUGCGGCAAGACCGUGAGGGCGGCGGAUGCGGGCGAGGCGGUGACGGUGUCGUGUGUGGGCGAGCCCGGGGUGGGCGCCACCGGCCUGCCGGGCUCGUACGUGCUGGUGGUGAAGCGGCCCGCGGUGGGGAGCUCGGGCGCCAAGGCGGUGACAACGCAGCUCGCGUUCGCCGAGGUGGAGGUGAUUGAGGGGUGUGUGACGGAGUGCCCGCCAAAGUAGGAGUGUGGCAUGGAAGGCACACGUAGGGGCAUGAUGUUACUAAUGAUGCUGACGUAUGAUAUUUGCACGACAACACGAGGCACAUUAUGAUUCGAUUGUCUUGUACCCACGCCUUAUACCGUACGGUUAUCUUUUUCAACAACACACUCGGAGCGAUGUGCUUGCGAUUUCUAUUCCUAACGACAUACACACGCAUACACUGGCUGCGCACCGGAAAGUGCAGCAGGCGGAGUUUUUGAUGUUUGACAUCAUUCAUAUGCACGACAGGUGGCACACUGCACCCCCUGAUGCACAUCACGCCGAGAGGGGUCCUGUGCAUAAUGCAGGCUGCAGCGCAUUAAAGCAGGGCAGGUUGUGUGGACUGUUGAGGGAGAGCUGCAACGAUUUUGGACAUCAUUGGAUCCCGGGGAAGGCCUCCCCGGAUCUGGAUCUGGUAUCUCCCAGCGUGCCGCAAUGGCCCUUCGUCUCUCGCUUUACUCGCAUCGCGUGAAUAUCUUGCACUGCAGUGGCUUCUGGGUUAUUCCUGCGUGGGCUUGUUGCAAUACUUCAUUCCCUCAAUUCGAUUCUUACGUCAUCUGAGGAUGUUUUUGACGUGCCGCAUGGGGGUUACCUGGAUGACCGAGGAAAGCAUUGAAGGCGGGGAUUAGACAGGCGCGGAUGCGUGACCUAAGAAAUUAAAUGCGUGCCGUAGCGUGUGGUGCUGUGUGCGUGUGAGCAACAGGAACUCCUUGACGGCACAGUCCUGGCCAGGGGGGCGCCCUUCCCUGGUCCGGACCAGCAUGCACGACUGCUGAAACGCACGUCGAUUCAUGGUGGGUGGGUGGUUUGAUUCAGUACCGCGUUAGGGCGAUCGAAGGCAGGCAGCAUUACUCGGGCGAGGAGCGUGGGUGGUGGUGGGUGGAGGGAGUAAGAGUGGUGCCUUCCUUGGUGACGUCAUACAGGUGGCUGCUGACAGGUAGGGUUGUGUCCCUGACCGGCGGGGGUCACUGCAAAGUCACUGGGCCGCCGCGUGUAACAAAAGAAGGCA